AACCGCACGUACAAAACAUUAUCAAUCAAAAUAUGAAGUUGUCAGAGUUAGAAGCAGCAGGAACAAAGUGCAAAGAGCACCCAAAUUACAGGCAACUACCUGGUGUUUGCUCUUAUUGCUUAAGAGACAAACUUUCAAAGCUAUGCAACAACAAACAAAUUCACCAUGUACCUCAAUCUCCUCAACCAUUUUCUUCAACCUUAUCAAAUUACAUGUCUCAAGCUCAUAGCCGCCGUCACCGCCGUCACACUUCUAGUGUGAUGGAUUCUGCUUCUUCCCUGGUUGGAUUCGAUUAUGAGUUGAAGAAGAGCAAGUCCGUCGCUUUUGUUUCAAGAAGCCAAAUUAGCGGUAGGGAAUUCAAUGGAGAUAACAAGGAAAAUAAUAAGAAAGGAAGCUUUUGGUCCAAGCUACUCAAAUUGACAAGAAAGGACACCAAGGAAGCCUUCAUGCAUUCAAGAACAAUGAGGGAGAGAAAGGGUUGACUUUUUGUAAACAGUUUAAUAAAACUUAGAUCCACUUUUUUUAAUAACUUAACUGCACAUAAUUAAAUUGUACUUGUGCAAUUUGAAGUGUUCAUUCUUUUGUUUAGGAAUUGUCGAUUACUUACUUUACUCCCUAAAAUUAAAAUAAAUUACUCGACAUGGAGGAGCUAAAUCUGAA
Molecule: messenger RNA, 660 nt
Organism: Cicer arietinum (chickpea)
Lineage: Eukaryota; Viridiplantae; Streptophyta; Magnoliopsida; Fabales; Fabaceae
Source: RefSeq, a predicted model, not a curated record